AAGGGCGUUUUUGCGGAGCGAGAGGGGUGCGAGUGCAGAGAGAGAUGUCCGUUGGGGCGCAGCCGGCGGUCAGUGGUGGGAAGUGGGCAAAUGCUGGUGAGAGAGGGGGGAGAGUUCCGGGUCAGGCGUUGGUGGAAGAGUGUGAAGUGGACGCGGUCAAGGCAUUGAUAGAGGCCGAUGCAAUAAUGAGGGAGGAGCUGCACGACGAAGACUUGGAUGGCGUGGACGACGCGGAGUUGCUGAGCGAGCUAUCGAGGCUGCAGAUGCAACUGGGAGGGAAAGUGACAGAGGAAGCAUGCGCAGGAGAUGAGGAGCAUGGAUCUGAGGGCGGGGAUUGGCCAAAGAGCGAAAAAGAAAACCGAUCGGAGGAAUACGAGGAAGAUGAGGAAAAAAAUUUAGACGAAUUUAUAGAAGAGGCGAGUGAGCUAAAUUACGCAUCAGGUCGUCAGCAAGCGGUCGGGGUCGAAGAAGUUUCUGCACCGUUCGCAGAUGGGAUCAAAGAGUUGAUACGGGUGGACGAAAGUGAGAGCAGACAAUAUUUUGCGCCUGCGUGGUACAGUAAAGGCGAAGGCAAAAGAGAACUGGCCGUAUCUAGAGAGGUAUUGUUUGAUUAUAUUGAGUACAUGCUGGAGAGACAGAUCGUGGAACGUCUAGAGGAUGCGGUCAGAGCGAAAAACGCCAAGCAGAGCGAGGAAUUGUUGAAGUUCUUGGAAGCAAAAAAAAAAUUACAGUACGAUUUGUCGGUGGUUCGACUGGCAAGAAAAGAAGAAAAGUGCCCGCCUCCCAAGUACCACGUAGAACUGCAAGAAUCAAAAAUGGAGGUUGUAAACGAGGACUUGUCUAGCCAAGAAAUGGAAAUAUGCAUUCGUCGGUUAGUUGACAUGAGGUCCGCAGAUAAAGAAUCAUUUUUUGCAACAUGCGAAUUUUUUUACCCUGAUUCCAAGUCUCUGAAACACUUGGAAACGCCAAUUUCAAAGGCCUGUUUAUCUCCCGUGUUCAACUAUACUUCGAAGGUACGAAUCGAUCGAGGUCAUGCCCUCGAACGCCUCAUACGUAGGAAAAUUGUCUUCAAAGUGUACAGACCGUCUUCUUGGUUUCUGGGUCGUCCGACCAUCGUAGGAAGGUCUGAGCUGAAAAUAAGCGAAUUGGCGGAGAGGGUGCAGGUGGAGGCCCUGCUUCCUCUGGUCGACGAAGGGCCCCUCCGCCAGGUUAGAGGAAGUAUCGACGUGGCAGUUAGACUCAGAAUACCCGUCUGCAAAAAACAGUGGGUGUACUCCGAAAAAAAAGUGCUGGUCAUAGACCAACACUGCUUCGAAUCAUGCGGAUUCGAUCCGUCUGAGAGCGCUGCAAAACAGGUGGUUCAGGACAAUUCCGAGCCUCAAGUGUCCAGUUUUCCAACACCCGAGCCUCCAGUAUCCAGUUCUCUGAAUUCCAGUUUUCCAGUACCCAAGCCUCUGGUAUCCGGUUCUCCGAAUCCCAGUUCCCCAGACUCUGACAUUUCGGCCGACCAUCGCUCUCUUAAUUGGAUUGUAAGCUAUGCGGUGCUGGAUUCUAUUCAGUCCAGGCUUCUCAAUCAGAUGCGUCAGCAGAGUGCCUCUUCCAGCGCUCAUCCGGACGCGCAGCAGCUUCAAACACAGCUCCUCCAGGUCCAAGCAAAGAUGCAGCUCAUCGUCGUACAAAUUCAGCGGGGCAUCCUCACGCCUGAAAAAUACCGCGCGCUUUUGGAGGAAAAAAUACGCGCUGAGUUGCAGCUCGCCAUCUCGCUUAAGGCUCGGGGACGAGAACCCGAGGCCAGACUUGCGUUGGGCAGGGCCAAAAUAAUGCAAAAAGAAAUAGAAGAAUGAGUGUCUGUCCCGCAGCGCACACGUUCACGUUUGGCUCGUACGUCGCAUCGGUGCUUAUUUUGGCAGUUGGUGUAGGCAAAUUCCGGUGCCGAUCAAAGAAUGUUGUGCAGACGGAACUCGAUGCGGCUAUUUGCAAUA
Messenger RNA from Schistocerca gregaria, 1982 nucleotides. RefSeq lists its product as uncharacterized. Gene Ontology annotation, biological process: regulation of transcription by RNA polymerase II. The coding region runs from base 45 to 1844 and encodes 599 amino acids. Lineage: Eukaryota; Metazoa; Arthropoda; Insecta; Orthoptera; Acrididae. Gene Ontology annotation, cellular component: nucleus. The transcript is spliced from 2 exons. Gene Ontology annotation, molecular function: RNA polymerase II cis-regulatory region sequence-specific DNA binding; DNA-binding transcription repressor activity, RNA polymerase II-specific. The record is from RefSeq and is a predicted model, not a curated record.